Cucurbitaria berberidis CBS 394.84 is the source of this 684-nucleotide messenger RNA. RefSeq lists its product as uncharacterized. The record is from RefSeq and is a predicted model, not a curated record. Lineage: Eukaryota; Fungi; Ascomycota; Dothideomycetes; Pleosporales; Cucurbitariaceae. The coding region runs from base 1 to 684 and encodes 227 amino acids. The transcript has 3 exons.
AUGGUGUUGCUUGAGACGACUUUGACAGGAACGUGUCUAUUUAAACACCCAGCCGUUAGACAGCUUCUACCACGCUACCGCGCUAUUCGCUCCACCACCAGGACUACAGAAAGCAGACAAGCUUUCGAAAAGCAGCUUGUCGGAUAUAUCCAGCAUCAGGACACGUCACGCAUCCCAAGUUCGCCAUCUCCAAACUGUAGCAUGGCUUUCCUUCUCCCAGGUCUGCGCCGAGGGCUCAUGCUCUCCACCCCGUUGAUCCUCAGCACUCCCCUCCUUGCCUACCAAUACCGACACCGUCAGCGCAUCCUUUGUGACGGGCCUGAUCCAUUGACUAAGAUCACCAAAGAUCUCACAAAAAACUACACUUCAGAAGCUCAAACACCUAUCCUCACUCAAUCUGGUGCUGCGAAUCCGCGAGCGAUACGGCAGAUCAGUAUGGGGAGUAUUCUGGGGGUGAUUGGGGGGUUGGGGAUAAGUGUUUUUAGUAAGCCGUUGGCAAUCCUGAUUGGGUUGGGCAUAUUCGUUCUACAGUUCGUCGAAUCCCGAGGCAUCCACAUCAUCCCCUAUUCGUAUAUGCAACGCCGAUUUAAAUCCACGAACGUUCGUUCCCUAGUACGGGACAAUGUAGCCUUCAAGCUAUCCUUCGGAUUGACCUUCGCGCUGGCAGCGUUUGCGGAGUUUUGA